AUGAGUGCCCAGGACUUAAUAACAUUCAAUAUUGGAGGUAAAAAAUUCACCACUACUCUGUCAACUCUCAGAAGACACGAAGACUCAAGAAUAGCUAGGAUCCUCGACGGCAAAGACACAGAUUUUAAAGUUAUCAGUGGGCAAGUUUUUGUAGAUAGAGAUUGGACUUUCUUUAAAUACAUCCUGGAUUAUAUGAGGACAGAUCAAAUCACCCUGCCAGCAGAAUUCUCUGACUACAAUGGCUUGGCUCAAGAGGCACAGUUCUAUGGUUUGUAUCCAUUGGCACUUUGGGUUGAGAGGAACAUCCAUCGAUCCAGAGUUGAGGUUCUAGAAUUGCGCUUCUCUGUCCAGGAAACUCACGGAUUCUUCCGAAUAUUCUGCUCCAACAACAAAACUCUGGAGGCUUUGGCCACAAAGAUAUCAAUUUUCGUGGAACAUCCUAAUCUGCAUGGGAAUUUUUCCACACCUGCCUCAGAACUCCAACACACCUCGUCCUGUACCGGUCCAGAGACCCUCUCACCACGACCUGGUGUUCCACUGUGGGACUGACCAACUAGCCAGGGACGACUUCUCUGCCAGGUGAAGGGAAGUCACACUCACCUGUAGGCUAUUAUACAAAUCUCAGCGUUUCCCAUUGUCCAAUUCCUCAAGGGCUCCAUACUGUAUGAUGAGUUUAUUAGUCACAUGCAGAGGGUUGCAGAUGUAAUUGUAGGGUACAGUGAAAUCCUUAAGCUCCGAGCUCCAACAGUGCAGGUCAAAAAGAGAAGUGAAUGAAACAAUAUUACAAAUAAUAAUUAAAAUAUAAACAUAUUUACAACUGUAACACUAAUACAUGUCCAUUGGGGGGGUGUGGGCAGGGUAAAUGUCCAUUGGGGAGGUAGAAUGUCCCUGAGGGAAUGUCCAUUGGGGAAGCAGCAGGGGGGGGAUGUGAGAAGUCCGGGGGGUAGGAGGGGGAUAGGGGGAGUAGGUAGCUGCCUAGUGUAUAGGCACUCGCCUGUGUAAUGAUAGGGGAAACACUGGAUCAGUAAUAACUCUUGUAUGUUUAUUCAAAACACUAUAUUAUGCAUCGUUUUUAAAGACCAAACUUGCAUUGUUUUACUCUUACAGGUUUGUAACUAUUGAGCCGGACGACAGAAAGCUUCUCAACAGCACCAACGUCCUGGGCCUGCUGGUAGACACCCUUCUGAAGGAUGGGUUCCGCCUGAUAGGCACAAGGACAGUUUCCCCAGAGGAGAAGAUUGAAUGCUACAUGUUUGAAAGAAGUAGGAAUACCCAGAUCGUUGUACUGAGUGAAACCAACAGGGCAGAACAUCUCAGAAGAGAGGACACACAGAGCAAGCUUGGUGAAGGAAAGAAAAAUAAGUGA
Coregonus sp. 'balchen' is the source of this 1366-nucleotide messenger RNA. Lineage: Eukaryota; Metazoa; Chordata; Actinopteri; Salmoniformes; Salmonidae. The record is from the annotation of a GenBank genome assembly.